Cavia porcellus (domestic guinea pig) is the source of this 1622-nucleotide messenger RNA. RefSeq names its product pancreatic lipase (gene Pnlip). Gene Ontology annotation, molecular function: triacylglycerol lipase activity; protein binding. Gene Ontology annotation, biological process: lipid catabolic process. The record is from RefSeq and is marked provisional. Lineage: Eukaryota; Metazoa; Chordata; Mammalia; Rodentia; Caviidae.
CACUCUGGAAAACUUUACCUACUCUAUCAAUCUGGGCUUAUCUGUGAUUAAAAUUAGAACUAUGUCCUUGGAGUUUUCUUUUAUUUCAUGAUACUUUUCCAUGGCACUCUUUGAAAAGAUAAGGCUCACUAUAAAGGGAGCUUUCAGUGUUGUCUGGUUGUCUGUGAAAACUGAGAAUCGCCACGAUGCUGCUGCUGUGGAUACUCUCACUAUUUCUGGAAACUGUAGCAGGAGGUGAAGUCUGCUUUGAUAGACUUGGCUGCUUCAGUGAUAAUAAACCAUGGGCAGGAACUUCAGAAAGACCCCUGAAAGGCUUACCUUGGGACCCCUCAGCCAUCAACGUCCGCUUCCUUCUAUACACUAAUGAGAACCCAAACAACUACCAAAGGAUUACUGCUGAUUCGUCAGUUAUCAGGAGCUCCAACUUCAAAACAGAUAGAAAAACUCGCUUUAUUAUUCAUGGAUUCAUAGAUAAGGGAGAAGAAAAUUGGCUGGCCGAUUUGUGUAAGGCCUUGUUUCAGGUGGAAAGUGUGAACUGUAUCUGCGUGGACUGGAGAGGAGGCUCCCGAACGUUAUACAGCCAGGCUUCACAGAACAUCCAGGUUGUGGGGGCAGAAGUGGCCUAUCUGAUCAAUUUCCUUCAGUCUCAACUGGACUACCCACCUUCCAGUGUCCAUAUCAUUGGCCACAGUCUGGGUUCCCAUGCUGCUGGGGAGGCUGGAAGGAGGACCAAUGGGGCCAUUGGACGAAUUACAGGGUUGGAUCCAGCUGAACCUUACUUUCAGUAUACCCCUGAAAUAGUUCGAUUAGAUCCCAGUGAUGCCCAAUUUGUGGAUGUGAUUCACACAGAUGGUAACCCAAUAAUCCCUAAUUUAGGAUUUGGAAUGAGCCAAACUGUGGGUCACCUGGAUUUCUUUCCAAAUGGAGGUUUACAAAUGCCUGGAUGUCAAAAGAAUAUUCUCUCUCAGAUUGUUGACAUAGAUGGAAUCUGGGAAGGAACUCGGGACUUUGCAGCCUGUAAUCACUUAAGAAGCUACAAAUAUUAUAUUGAUAGCAUUACCAACCCUAAAGGCUUUGCUGGAUUCUCUUGUGACUCAUACAGUUCUUUCUCUUCAAACAAGUGCUUCCCCUGUGCAACAGGAGAAUGUCCACAAAUGGGUCACUAUGCUGAUAAAUUUCCUGGAAAAACAAAAGAAAAUUUCCAAAACUUUUACCUCAACACUGGUGAUAAGAGCAAUUUUUCACGUUGGAGGUAUCGGAUAGCGGUCACAUUGUCAGGGCAGAAGGUUACAGGGCAUGUGCUGGUUUCUUUGUUUGGAAAUGCGGGAAACACUAAGCAGUAUGAAAUUUACCGGGGCUCUCUCAAGCCAGGAAACAAUCAUUCUAAUGAGAUUGAUUCUGAUGUGGACGUUGGGGACUUACAGAAGGUUAAAUUUAUUUGGUACAACAAUGUGAUCAACAUAACCCUACCCAAAGUGGGAGCAUCCAGGAUUACAGUGACCAGAAGUGAUGGAAGAGUGUUCGAUUUCUGUAGUCAAGACACUGUGAGGGAGGAAGUUCUGCUCACCCUCCAGCCGUGUUAGAAUACUGGUAACAUAUGGCCGCUGAAUCUUACUGCUAAU